AUGCCACCAGACACACAUUACGGUGACGAUGGUGACAACUACAAUUCUGGCUGCUGUAUCGAAUGUUGUCGUGCUGGCGACUUUGGCACCCAUGAUGGAUGUGGCCCCUGCUACUGCCGGCGCUCUUUCAAACAGGAUCACGACCGUACGAUCUACACUGGCUGGAGUCUAGGCCAAUACUACCCCGGAAAAGACAGGUAUGGAGAGCCGUCAUCUACUACUGGUGAAGGCAAACCUACAUCGUCCGAGAACAGGUUGGGAGGACUGAACCAAGUAUCUGAACAGCAAGCUCAGGAGUCGGGUGAAAACAAGGAGGCUGUCGAAAUUAAAACUGACAAGUCUAUCCAGACAUCGAAGACUUGCCCCAAGAAGAUCGACAAAUAA
Fusarium venenatum is the source of this 384-nucleotide messenger RNA. RefSeq lists its product as uncharacterized. The record is from RefSeq and is a predicted model, not a curated record. NCBI's taxonomy places the organism in Eukaryota, Fungi, Ascomycota, Sordariomycetes, Hypocreales, Nectriaceae.